UGUUAAAAUGUGAAAUGUUAAGUUUGAAAAAAAGUCAUAGACAUGUCUACGUGGUGGAUCUUACCUUCAUGAAAUAUGCGACACGUAGACAUCCACGUGACAUUUAGAACCCACACAUUUUGUUAUUUGAAAGACGGCUUAAAUAAAGAAGAAGACAUACAUAUACGUAUAAAGCGGAAUCUGUGAUAUGUCUCUGUUUAGUUUCAAUAAUUUACUCAACUUGUUCAAUCUCAAACCAUGUCGCUGUCUGUACUGUUCCUCUAUUGUAUGAUCUUCGCUUCAAGCUUCUUCUUGAUGAUCAAUGCUCUUACUUGCCGUCAGGACCAGAUCCAAGCUCUCAUGCAGUUCAAGAACGAGUUUGAAUCUGAGGAUUGCAACCGCAGUGACUAUUUUAAUGGAGUCCAGUGUGAUAACGCAACUGGUGCGGUCACGAAGCUUCAGCUGCCAAGUGGUUGUUUUACUGGAACUCUCAAAUCCAACAGUAGUCUCUUCGGUUUGCAUCAGCUUCGUUACCUUAAUCUCUCUCACAGCAACUUCACUUCCUCUUCCCUCCCUUCUGAGUUCAGCAAUCUCAAAAGAUUAGAGGUUUUGUCUCUUGCCUCCAGUGGCUUUACUGGUCAAGUUCCUUCCGAAAUUAGUAACCUAGUACUUCUUACCCAUUUAAACCUUUCCCAUAAUGAGCUCACUGGUGGUUUACCACUUGUAAGAAACCUAACAAAGCUCUCUGUUUUAGACUUUUCUUACAAUAAACUCUCAGGAGCCAUACCUUAUGACUUACUACCAAGUUUGCCUUUCUUGUCUUAUCUCGAUUUGAAAAAGAAUCGGCUUACUGGUUCUCUUGAUGUUCCCAACACUUCUUCUUCACCUAGGCUAGUGUACUUGUCCCUUGGGUAUAACCUAUUUGAAGGACAAAUCCUAGAGCCUAUCUCUAAGCUCACCAACCUUACCUAUCUUGACCUUUCUUCCUUAAACAUAAGUUACCCACUUGACUUACGUGUCUUCUCUCCUCUCAAAUCUUUGUUGGUCAUUGAUCUCCGUGAAAAUAGGUUAUUACCAGCCAGUUUAAGUUCUGAUUCAGACAUUCUAUUGAGCUUGGACAGCUUGUAUUUGGUGCAGUGCGACAUUAUCGAGUUUCCAAACAUCUUAAAGACCUUUCAGAACUUGAAGCUUCUAGACAUUUCCAACAAUCUAAUCAAAGGGAAAGUGCCUGAGUGGUUAUGGAAGCUUCCUCGUCUUAGCAUAGUGAAUCUUGUUAACAAUUCUUUUACCGGUUUUGAAGGUUCUUCAGAAGUUUUACUUAACUCAUCAGUGCAGAUAAUAGAUUUUGCCUAUAACUCCAUGACAGGAGAGAUUCCUGUUCCACCACUCAAUUCUAUGUACUAUUCUGCGUGGAACAAUAGUUUCACAGGGAACAUACCACUCUCAAUUUGCAACCGAAGCACUCUCGUCGUCCUUGAUCUAUCAUACAACAACUUCACCGGUCCAAUUCCUCAGUGUCUGAGUAACUUCAAAGCCUUAAAAGUAGUGAAUCUCAGGAAGAACAGCUUGGAAGGAAGUAUACCUGAUGAGUUCUACAGCGAUGCUUUGAUACAGACGCUUGACGUUGGCUACAAUCGACUAACCGGGAAGCUUCCAAGAUCGCUUUUAAAUUGCUCCUUUCUGAAGUUUCUGAGUGUUGAUAACAACAGAAUUGAAGACACAUUUCCUUUCUGGCUGAAGGCUCUACCCAAUUUGCAUGUCUUUACUCUUCGUUCAAACAGAUUCUUCGGCCAUCUAUCUCCUCUUGAUCAAGGUCCUCUUGGGUUUCCCGAGCUGCGGAUACUUGAACUGUCGGAUAAUAGCUUUACCGGAAGCUUGCCACCAAGUUUCUUUCUUAAUUGGAAGACAUCAUCACCCAUCAUAAAUAAAGAUGGGCGUAUGUACAUGGGAGACUACAAGAAUACUUAUUAUAUCUAUGAAGAUACUUUGGAUUUGCAAUACAAAGGUCUAUUCAUGGAGCAGGGGAAAGUCCUUACUUCCUACAGCACCAUUGAUUUCUCUGGAAAUAAACUUGAAGGACAGAUUCCUGAGUCCAUUGGUCUGCUGAAGGAAUUGAUUGCGCUCAACUUAUCGAAUAACGCCUUCACGGGCCAUAUUCCUCCGUCUUUGGCAAAUGUUACAGAGCUCGAGUCACUAGACCUGUCAAGAAACAAACUGUCAGGGAAUAUUCCUAGAGGACUCGGGAGCCUCUCAUUUCUGGCUUACAUAAGUGUGGCUCAUAACCAACUCAAAGGUGAAAUACCAGAAGGACCACAGUUUAGUGGGCAAGCUGAAUCAUCAUUUGAAGGGAAUGCAGGUCUAUGUGGUCUUCCUCUCCAAGGAAGUUGCCUUGAGCCACCAACACAACAGCCUAAGGAAGAAGACGAAGAAGAAGAGGAAGAAAUAUUAAACUGGAAGGCAGUGGUUAUAGGGUAUUGGCCUGGACUGUUGUUUGGAUUAGUAAUAGCACACGCUAUCGCUUCAUACAAGCCGAAGUGGUUUGGCAAGAUAGUUAGUACAGAUAAGGGCAAGGAAGUAGAUCCAGUUAGAUUGUUUAUGACUCUGGAUUCAAGAUGGGACAGUUUUAAUGAUAAGGAUAGUGUAGAACAGGAAACUGAUAUGAAAAAAUAGUAUGUAAAUAUGUUGUUACCUGAUGUAAGAAAGAAUAUUUACUAGUUUCUGUAACUUUUGGUUCCCUUUAUUAAGAUCUCUCUUUUGGCUGAUAAUGUCCUUAUGAUAAACUGCUUUGGUUCUUCUCUGAUUCUUAAAUUAACUCAAGCCGAUGUUUCUCAAAUGCACGAAGGUCAUCAGCUUCCUGGUAA
Capsella rubella is the source of this 2840-nucleotide messenger RNA. RefSeq names its product receptor like protein 42. Gene Ontology annotation, molecular function: protein binding. The transcript has a single exon. NCBI's taxonomy places the organism in Eukaryota, Viridiplantae, Streptophyta, Magnoliopsida, Brassicales, Brassicaceae. The record is from RefSeq and is a predicted model, not a curated record. The coding region runs from base 238 to 2649 and encodes 803 amino acids.